Messenger RNA from Volvox carteri f. nagariensis, 174 nucleotides. RefSeq lists its product as uncharacterized. The transcript has a single exon. Gene Ontology annotation, cellular component: centrosome; gamma-tubulin ring complex; interphase microtubule organizing center. Gene Ontology annotation, biological process: gamma-tubulin complex localization; mitotic spindle assembly; microtubule nucleation by interphase microtubule organizing center. The record is from RefSeq and is a predicted model, not a curated record. Lineage: Eukaryota; Viridiplantae; Chlorophyta; Chlorophyceae; Chlamydomonadales; Volvocaceae. The annotation marks the transcript as partial.
CAGGACAGUACCACAUUACCCCCAAAGGCGUUCCAGGCUGCGCUGGAACUCUCGCAGCUACUGGAUACCGGGCUUGACAAGGAUACUCUUGCCAUUCUGCUAGAACUCCUGGACGCCGGAGUCAACCCGGAAGCACUCGCAACCGUGGUGCGCGAACUCCGGCGCGAAGCGGCU